This is a messenger RNA of Neocloeon triangulifer, 1306 nucleotides long. RefSeq names its product troponin C (gene TpnC25D). The record is from RefSeq and is a predicted model, not a curated record. Gene Ontology annotation, molecular function: calcium ion binding; enzyme regulator activity. NCBI's taxonomy places the organism in Eukaryota, Metazoa, Arthropoda, Insecta, Ephemeroptera, Baetidae. The coding region runs from base 139 to 600 and encodes 153 amino acids. The transcript has 2 exons.
AGGCGUGCGAAAACGAAUAUAGCCGGUUAGCAGGCUUGCUUCUUAUAGCUCGUUAAGGUGCAAUUAUAAGAGGAGCGAACGCGCCAAAUCUCGAUUCUCACUCUUAGCUGGCGCGCCUCGCGGUUCAGGUGUCCAAUCAUGCCGAUGGAAGUAGAGGAUGACCAGAAGAUGCAGAUGCUGCGAAAGGCGUUCCAGAUGUUCGACACGACCAAGUCGGGCACGAUCGACACGCUCAAGAUCAGCACGAUCCUGAACACGCUGGGCCAGGCGUACGACGACAACGAGUUGAACGCACUGGUGGAGGAGAACGACCCCGAGGGCAGUGGCAAGGUCAACUUCGAGACGUUCUGCACGAUCGCGAUCCACUUCCUGGAGGAGGAGGACGCCGAGGCGAUGCAGGAGGAGUUGAAGGAGGCGUUCCGGCUGUACGACCGCGAGGGCAACGGCUACAUCACCACGGCCACCCUCAGGGAGAUCCUGGCCGCCCUUGACGACAAACUCACCAGCGACGACCUCGACGGCAUCAUCACCGAGAUCGACACCGACGGCUCCGGCACCGUCGACUUUGACGAGUUCAUGGAGAUGAUGACCGGCGAGUGAAUCCAAGCGAAAUCGGCGCCGCCAAACUCAACUCCACUUUUCCGCUUUUUCUCUACUGGACCACAAUUACGUGUGCACAAUUACAAACCUUUUUUUCGUUUGAAAAUUCUAUUGAUUUCAACAAGUUAUUGCCUGAUCGUUGCAACAACGAUCCGAAAUGGUUGAUUAUUCUCAAAUUGGAAAUCAAGAUUUGGUCCGAAUUUCAAUCAGUGCUUUUCUUAGAAAAUGUUUGUCAACUCUGGCAGCAUUAGUCCUGUGGCUCAAAUUUUUAAAAUAGAUUUUGGGCUUUUUCCACGUAGAUAAUAAUUUUUUCAAACAAAACACUUGGAAAUAAACGUAAUUUUGCACACAAUUAGUCCCAAACGCACUAUGUGAAUACUAUAACGAGUUGAAGCUUGAAAAUCAAACUUUGGGCUUUGUCUCAAAUCGCAAAAUGUUGUACUGCGUCUUGUCAGUAAAAUGAAAGGGACUGUUUCCGCCGAGGGGAAAAGCACUUUUCACACUUUUGUAGCAAAAAUCAGCUCGACGCUCGGUUGGGUUAAAAAGAACUAAUCACUCUUGGCAAAGAUUGUUUGGAGAAAAAAACAUUCAUGUCACAUCGAUUCCGUCCACGAAUCUACAGUAAUAAUUUAUUUUGGAAGAUCGCUUUUGCUUUUGCGUGAUUGCAGAUGAGGGGCGCAAGAAAUAAAAUAUUUUUUCAGCUAAA